CGGGACCUUUUGAAUGAGAGGCGUACACCUUAACCUCUAGGCCACGAGAGCCCCCUUCUUUGGUUCACUGGAUGUGCGUUGUAAGGAAAGGGUGCCUCAUUAUUACGUAACUGCCGUGUGGAACUUUGGAAAAUAUUGACAAUAAUAAAUGACUUCUCAUCAGCACCGUUGUGAACGAUGAGGAAUUUCCUGCCCUGUACAGCCGUUCUCCUGACCUUUCUGUGUAGCCUCCAGGGGUCAGAGGGCAGGGGUCGACUCGUUGACCCCCCGGCUCGGGCGUCCAUGUGGAGGUUUGGGUUCAAAACUCCCGUCAAUUAUAACGACAACGGCUUGAACUGUGGCGGGCCUGCUCUGAUGUGGGGCACAAACCAGGGCCGGUGUGGAGUGUGUGGUGACCCCUACAACGGGGUCAGGGAGAACGAGGCCGGGGGCAAGUACGCCACGGGACUCAUCGCACGGACAUACACAAGCGGACAG
Molecule: messenger RNA, 477 nt
Organism: Aplysia californica (California sea hare)
Lineage: Eukaryota; Metazoa; Mollusca; Gastropoda; Aplysiida; Aplysiidae
Source: RefSeq, a predicted model, not a curated record